GCGGCCCCCCGGACACAGGGCCCGAUGACAGUUGGCGGCGCGUGUCCCUGGACCACGCCGUAGACCGGGACCAACUGGAUAACAGAGCCGAUCGUCCCCCCCGAGGAACCAACGCGACAGGAUGGAUAAAGACGUUCGACGGAAGUGCGGGAAAGUGCGACGUGCUCUGUUCCACCUGCUGCUGAUAGUGGGGGGUGCGACAGGGCUGAAGGAUUUGACAAUCAACGUGCCAGCAGUGGUGCGAUCGGGUGACACAGUGACACUGUCCUGCCAUUACGACCUGGAGGGCUUGCCAUUGUACACGAUACAAUGGUUCCUCGACGGAACAGAGUUCUAUCGAUACCUUCCCGAACGGGAUCCACCGUACACCACUUUCGUCGUGGACGGAAUACACGUGAACGUCUCGAAAUCGAACACGCACGACGUGACUGUCGUCGACGUGUCCAGGAAGCUGACGGGGCUGUACAAGUGCGAGGUGUCGGCCGGAAGUCCCUCCUACCACACGCUGAUCGAGAAGGCCUCGAUGGAGGUCGUGGACGCCCCAAAAACCGACCCGACGAUCGGCAUCCAGAAGGAGCGUAUAGCAGUAGGCGAGACACUCCGGGCGAAUUGCACCACUGGCAACUCCAGUCCCGCCUCCGCCAUUACGUGGAAGCUGAACGGGGAUCUCAUCGCAAACGACAGCCUGCAAUUCAGAUCCAGAUACUUCGAGAUCCCUCAGGACGAUGAGUCGAUGGUGUCGAAAUCCACGAUAGACUUCAAGGUGACUAGCGAAAUGUUUCGAAACGGAAGGCUGCACCUGCGCUGCACGGCCUCCAUCGCGGACGUCUACCGGAAAUCAGCCGAUAUCGAAAUCAACGAGGACGCGCCGCGUAUCGCGUCCAUCACGGGGGAAUCACCGCCACGAGGGCCUCGUGGAAACAACUCUGCCGGACAAAACUCGACCUGGACUACCGCGACGACGAUGAUCCUGGCGACGCUCGUGUUCCUGUUGUCGACCGCUACGACGGUGACCCUUUCGACGAUCAGCGCGUCGGAGCUUGUCCCCGCCAACAGGUAG
Molecule: messenger RNA, 1060 nt
Organism: Colletes gigas
Lineage: Eukaryota; Metazoa; Arthropoda; Insecta; Hymenoptera; Colletidae
Exons: 6
Coding region: 122-1060 (312 amino acids)
Source: RefSeq, a predicted model, not a curated record